Messenger RNA from Tribolium castaneum (red flour beetle), 3215 nucleotides. RefSeq names its product Mitochondrial assembly regulatory factor (gene Marf). The record is from RefSeq and is a predicted model, not a curated record. Gene Ontology annotation, cellular component: mitochondrial outer membrane. The transcript is spliced from 9 exons. Bases 273 to 2597 code for a protein of 774 amino acids. Gene Ontology annotation, biological process: mitochondrion localization; mitochondrial fusion. Gene Ontology annotation, molecular function: GTPase activity; GTP binding. Lineage: Eukaryota; Metazoa; Arthropoda; Insecta; Coleoptera; Tenebrionidae.
CCGCAUUAAAAAGUUCCCAAACAAACGUCAACGUCAAAAAUUAAAAACUCGUGCUUUGGAGGAAUCGCCUCACAAAAAUAAUAAUUACGUAAUCAAAUAACACAAAAUAUACGAAACAAUUGAAUAGUUUGACAGUUUUGGUGUCAAGUCGCCUAUAAAUAUAUUUAUACCGAUUUAUUUAUUUUUUGGGCUAUAAAUAGCGUAUUUAUACACGUUUAAUGCGCCUUAGUUGCUGCUGCUAGACGCAUGGUAGAUUGGCACCCCCUUGUUUGAUGGCCGCUUAUAUAAACCGCACAAUUUCGUUGAUGGCGGGCGAUGGCCCCCACAAUAAAGCCAUUCCUGCGAGCAUGGUUGACCCUAGAAGCGCCCGACAGCCCCCUGACAACUCCCCUUUGCAGAUUUUUGUCAAAGCCAAGAAGAAAAUCAACGAUAUUUUCGGCGAGAUUGAAGACUAUGUUAAAGACGCAGUCGAGUAUAUGCACGAAAUCGAGAAACUGCAAGAAAUUGUUAACCAAGAAAGGGUUAAGAAAACUGAAGACUUUGUGAGUAAAGUGCACGGAAUUCGCGAUGUCUUGAGUCGUGACCACAUGAAAGUUGCGUUUUUUGGACGCACUUCCAACGGGAAAAGCUCAGUUAUUAAUGCAAUGCUGCGCGAUAAAAUCCUUCCCAGCGGAAUUGGUCACACGACUAAUUGUUUCCUACAGGUUGAAGGUUCACCGUCCGAUGAACCUUACUUGGUUCUUGAAGGUUCCACUGAACACUGUGCUGUGGAAUCUGUUGGCCAAUUAGCGCACGCUUUGUGCAAAGAAAAAUUGAACGAAUCGCAAAUGGUGCGCGUUUAUUGGCCGCGAAAUCGCUGUCUUUUGUUACGAGACGAUGUCGUGUUCGUUGAUUCGCCAGGAGUUGACGUUACGCCGAAUUUAGACGAAUGGAUCGACAAGCAUUGUUUAGAUGCUGAUGUUUUUGUUUUAGUAGCGAAUGCUGAAUCUACACUUAUGGUUACGGAAAAAAAUUUCUUCCAUAAAGUCUCGACACGACUCUCAAAACCAAACAUUUUCAUUUUGAAUAAUCGAUGGGACGCUUCUGCCACCGAACCGGAAUUUUUGGAUCAGCAUUGCAAUGAACAGGAAGAGGUCAGACGUCAACACCAAGAACGUGCCGUCGAUUUUCUUGUCAAAGAACUAAAAGUUUGUACACCGAAAGAGGCCGAAGAACGAAUUUUCUUUAUUUCGGCCAAAGAAGUACUACAAGCACGAUUAGCUGAACAAGGACAAACCGUUUCAACACCGCUAACUGAAGGUUUCCAGACGCGUUAUUUCGAAUUUCAGGAUUUUGAACGAAAAUUCGAAGAAUGUAUUUCGAAAUCGGCCGUCAAAACCAAAUUCGAACAACAUUCACAACGCGGAAAAUUCAUAGCAAACGAACUUCGCGAGGUUUUAGACGAUAUUUACAACGACGCGCAAAAACUAAAAGACGAGAAAUUGCGUCAAAAGAAAGAAGUACACGACAAAAUCAACUACACUGAAGAGCAACUAAUUAUAAUAACACAAGAAAUGAAGCAAAAAAUCCACCAAAUGGUCGAAGACGUCGAACAGCGCGUUUCCAAAGCUUUAAACGAGGAAAUCCGUCGUUUGAGUACACUUGUUGACGAAUUUAAUCUCCCCUUCCAUCCUGAACCUUUAGUUUUGAACGUUUACAAAAAAGAAUUGCAUUUGCACGUCGAAACCGGUCUUGGUUCAAAUUUAAAAGCCCGACUUUCAACAGCUUUAGCAAUGAACAUGGAAGCGAGUCAACGCGAAAUGACCGAACGUAUGGAAAAAUUACUACCAGCAAAUCACAAAGCGGCGUCUAAUUUUAUUUUACCGCGUCGGCAACCGUUUGAGAUUUUGUAUCGGUUGAAUUGCGAUAAUUUAUGCGCUGAUUUUACCGAAGAUUUAGAAUUCCGAUUCUCUUGGGGGAUUACCACGCUAAUUCAACGAUUUGCCGGCAGUGGCGCCAAUUUCCUCGCCUUGAAAAACAAACGGGAAAGUCCGCAAAAUUCAGUCAUCCCCUCCACUCCAACCGACCAAUACGAUGGUCGUAUUUUAUACGGCGGCCAGCCUUCAAUCAUUGAAGAUUGGUCGUUGAUUUCGCGAUUGGCUAUAAUGGGCGUGUCCUCGCAAGGUACAAUGGGCUGUCUUUUAGUUGCCGGGUUUUUGUUUAAGACAGUCGGUUGGAGGAUUAUUGCAGUUACGGGGGCUGUCUAUAGUUGUCUCUAUCUCUAUGAACGUCUCACUUGGACGAAUAAAGCCAAAGAAAAGAGUUUUAAGAAACAAUACGUCAAUCACGCUACUAGAAAAUUGAAAAUGAUUGUUGAUUUGACGUCGGCGAAUUGUAGUCAUCAAGUGCAGCAAGAGUUGAGCGGAACUUUUGCUCGAUUGUGUCACGUGGUCGAUGAAGCAACGGGCGAAAUGGAUAAGGAAUUCAAAGAGUUGGAGAAAGAUGUGGCAACGUUGGAAAAUGCAGCAGGAAGGGCUAAAGUUUUAAGGAACAAAGCCAAUUAUUUGGCACAUGAGUUGGAGUUGUUCGAGGAUGCGUAUCUUAAGAUACACCAUUAAGUUGUGAUAGUUUAUGUAUGAUAUUGGAGCAAUUGGCGUUUUCAAAUCUCUGCUCGUUAUUUUGCCAGAGGGACAUUAAAAUAGUGGUGAUUAUUUAAUUUAAGGUUGAACUGUGCAAACGAAAAGAAUUUCAAAUUGGAUUUUUAUGAAAAAUAAUUUUAAAGUCCAAACCACAUUAGCAACAGUACAUAUUUAUUUGAAAAGUUUUUUUCGUGUAAAAAUAAAAUGAGAAAACAUGACCAUUUUUUUUUUAAUUAACAAACAAUACAUAGUUUUUUUUUAUUUUUGCAAAAAUAAAAUGAGUUUUUUUUUUAAUGUUUUCGACUUAUAAAUUAAAAAUAGACCAUUUUGUUGUUUAUCUAAAAAAUUCAAUUUGAAUUUCGGUGUAGUUCAACCACGGCUCCCUUGAUUAACAAAUGUGGCGCCGUCAGUCGAACACAACCAUGGUAACAAACACGAUGCCUCCUUGAUUGGUCGAGGAAGCUACUUAACUUAUACAUAUUAUUGUAACUAAAAUUUAAUAAAUAAGAAUUUUAUUCAUUUCGAUUGGCAACGUUUGAGUCAACUUUAUUGCCUUGUAGUCAAAUAUUGUUAGUGUAAAUAAAGUUGUUGUUUUUA